Molecule: messenger RNA, 2520 nt
Organism: Closterium sp. Yama58-4
Lineage: Eukaryota; Viridiplantae; Streptophyta; Zygnematophyceae; Desmidiales; Closteriaceae
Source: the annotation of a GenBank genome assembly
AUGGGACGCGAAUACAGACACGCAGGAGUAACUGAGAAGGGCCCGGAGCUUCUGUUCGAGGGGUGUACUCUGCUGGAAGAUCUCCAUUUGGACUGUUCGCGGCGUGCUACCAUUCCUCCGUCAAUCGACCGACUCACUUUGCUCAGGAGCUUAAACCUCAGGGCAAGCGUCACACAACUUCCCGACACCUUCACCUCGUUGCAGUCUCUCAGAGGCCUCGAGCUGCAAGCUUACAAUCUCGCGGCUUUGCCUCGAGAUCUCGGCAAUCUGGUUUCGUUAACGUCGCUCAAGUUAAACGGUUGCCGCUCCCUGGCCUCGCUUCCGGAAUCUUUCGGGGAACUAUCCAAUCUGAACCUUCUAUCCGUGUGGCAAUGCUCGAUGCUGCAGCAGCUGCCGCCUUCUCUCACCAAGCUUUCUUCACUCACCGUCCCAGAGAUUCGACAUUCCAACUUUCUCCUUCCGUCGCCCGUCAAUUUUCCUCAACUGUGGAGGCUCGAAACCCUGAUUCUGGACGAAGUGACAGGAUUGCGCGACCUCAUUGCGGCCCUUGAGCAUCUGUGGCGACUCAAGACUCUAGUGAUAAAAUGCUGCAGCGAUUUCACGUCUCUUCCCGAGUUCCUUUUCCGUCUGCCUUCUCUCACCAGUCUCACCCUUGACAUGUCACGACUAUCGGCUUUGCCUGACGAGAUUGGGCGGUUGUCAAAGCUACAAACACUCACGCUAGACCUGAGGGAGCUCACAGCGCUUCCUGAUUCCAUUGCUCUUCUUACUACGCUCCUAGAACUUUCCAUCGAUGAUUGUUGCGACCUGCCGUCUUUGCCCGAGGACUUCGGGCAGCUGAUUGCCCUUGAAAAACUCCGCCUGAACAACCUUCACCAGCUCACACGCCUGCCUGAAUCUUUCGGGCAGAUGACGGCUCUCCGGGAGCUGGAAAUUCUCGAGUGUUGGCAGCUGCAGCAACUUCCAGACACCGUAUCGCAGCUAUCACACCUCGGGCAUCUGGAGAUGAGAAGUUGUCUGCGUCUCACGGCGCUGCCGGAUGAAAUGGGGAACGGCAUGCAGCGUUUGCGUUAUCUGCAUCUGGAUCACUGCUCAUCCCUCACCCACCUCCCCGCGUCCUUUUCCGCCCUGAUGUCCCUCAAAACCUUCAAGAUCGUGCAAGCUAAACGCUUCACAGGCACCCUUCUAGACGGCUUCUGCUGCUUGAAAAGCCUCAAGGAGUUGAUGAUUCAAGACAUGCCGCGCCUAUCUGCCCUUCCUGCCUCCUUCUCAGGCGUCUUUUCACUCACCAGCCUGGAGGUUAUAAAUUGCCCUAAAGUGACGGUCCUGCCUCAGGGGAUCGGACGGCUGGAGGCGCUCGAGGUUGUCAAGAUCGCACGGAUGGACGGCCUGAAUCACCUCCCUGCGUCACUAGUUGAGCUGCCCCGAGUGCGGGUGUUGGAGGUGCGGGUAUGUGGUAGGGUUGGCGCACUGCUAGGGGAUGAGUUGGCGGUCAAACGCACUGCCAAGAGUUCUUCUGCAAGCUCCAAUAGCAGCAGCACCAGCAGGGUAUAUCCCCCUCCCAGCAGCAGCAGCAGCAGCAGCAGGGUCUUGCUUCCAUCCCUUCGGAGUCUCAAGGUGAAGUCUCUUCCUUUCCAGGCCCUUGGUCCGUCCCUUGGCCAGCUUUCCUGUCUAACGAAGCUGAAGCUCCUAGAGAUGGACUACCUUACAUCACUCCCCGAAGCCAUCUGUCAACUUUCGCGCCUGAAGAGGCUCCGGAUAGAUGCAGCUGGAGAGUUGGAGGCGUUGCCUGACGCCUUUGGAGGGCUGGCAGGGCUGCGUGUCUUGCAGCUGGUUCACCUCGAUACAAUAAGGCGGCUGCCUGAGUCUUUCGGGCAGCUGAAGAUGCUUGAGACGCUGGAGAUUAUUGACUGCUACAGGCUGAUGAAACUUCCAGGAUCCUUCGCAAGUCUGUCGACGUUGCAGUUCUGCACGCUCACCAAGCUUGGGAUUUCGAGAUUUCCAGGAAAUUUCUGGGAGCUGUCGUCCCUUCAAGAGUUGGUGCUCGUGGGGCUGAAGCAGGUCCGCAGCUUGCCAGAGUCGUUUGCGAAGCUGCCCAAGCUGCAGGUGCUGCUGGUGAUUGCGUGCAACAAGCUGGCCCGGGUGCCGUCUGCUAUCCGGAAAAUGCCAACGUUGCGUGAGUAUGAUAUCAGUGAGUGCCCUUGGGUCUCGUGGCGAGACAGAAGGGGCCUUCGUGGAAGAGAGAACGAGGAGGACGAGGAGGAGGGGGAGGGAGUGGCGGGUGACGAAGGAGAUGAGGAAGGAGGGGAGGAAGGGGGGAAGGAAGGGGGGGAGGGGGCAGAGGGCGAGGAGGGGGGAGAUGUGGUGGCGGAAGGGGAAGAGGCGGACGGGGAGGGGGAGGAGGGUGCAGGGAGUGGUGGUGAGGACUGGGAGAUUAACCAUGAGUAUGGCUUAGACAGCGAAAAUGACCGGGAUGAUGAUGACGGGGGGUGGGGGGCGAGCGACGAGGAUGAGGAGUAA